Molecule: messenger RNA, 5180 nt
Organism: Aspergillus candidus
Lineage: Eukaryota; Fungi; Ascomycota; Eurotiomycetes; Eurotiales; Aspergillaceae
Product: putative ABC multidrug transporter
Exons: 2
Coding region: 573-4814 (1413 amino acids)
Biological process (GO): transmembrane transport
Cellular component (GO): membrane
Molecular function (GO): ABC-type transporter activity; ATP binding; ATP hydrolysis activity
Source: RefSeq, a predicted model, not a curated record
UCUCAUUCCCUCCAGUCAUUCGUUGGAUUGGUUUUGCUGCUCCACCGCAUCAGAGCCUCGACCCAAUUUAGAGCCAUUGAUUGUCGAAUUUGCACCAUGCUUUUUCUUGUCAACCGCCGCCUGGGUUGGUUGAUUACCGCGAAGCGACUCCCACGGCUCCACUUCGAAACAACGCGAACUCAUAUCCGCCUGUCAUCAUGGAUGCAUAUCGAGGGACUAUCCUCUCUUGAGCUUCGCCCCCUGAUCAAUAAGCGGAUUUCCAGUCAUUCCGCUGGUCCCUGAAUGCGUGGUUGAUUGAUAACAAAGGUGAUUAAGUGGAUCCCGUCUCGGCCUCUCGGACUCGGACAUAGCUGGGUUUGCUUCCUCCGUUUCCUUUCUAGGCUCCACUCUCAUCAUGAUCCGGCCUUAUAACGCUGGGGCUAGCUGCUGGUCGUAACGAGCAUCGAGAGAGAAUUUUCUGACCCUUUUCUUUUCUACCUCCCACUUGGGUUGAUGUUUGAUCUCCCAUCCCCCUAUUGAAGGAGAUCUCACCGCAUUUUCCCCCUGUUCGUCCUCGCGACUGUCUGCCCGCCAUGGAGGGCCAAUUCCUGCGGCCGGAUAUUAUUCGGGAUGACACCGAUAGUACCGCUACGGUGUUGGGGGAUGAUGCAUCCACACGCAAAGAGGUCAAUGUCGACCAGAACAAAGAAUGGAGCCUCUUACCCGUGGUGAAGCGGCAGCACCAGCGCGACCUCGACUCUGGAUUCAAACCGCGAGAGCUGGGUGUCACAUGGAAGGACUUGAGUGUCGAGGUCGUUAGUGCCGAAGCCGCCGUCAACGAAAACUUUCUCUCCCAGUUCAACAUUCCGCAACAAAUCAAAGAGUCCCGCAAUAAACCGCCCCUUCGACGAAUCCUCGACAGCAGCCAUGGUUGUGUCAAGCCCGGGGAGAUGCUCCUGGUCUUGGGUCGUCCCGGGUCCGGGUGUACCACCCUCCUCAAGAUGUUGUCCAACCGUCGGGGUGGGUAUCGGUCCGUUGAAGGGGAUGUCCGCUAUGGGUCUCUGUCCGCCAAAGAGGUAGGGAGCUACCGCGGCCAGAUCGUCAUGAACACCGAGGAGGAACUCUUCUUUCCCUCCCUGACCGUCGGCCAAACCAUGGACUUUGCCACCCGCCUGAAGAUCCCCUUCAACCUCCCCAAGGGGGUCGAGUCACACGAGGCCUUUCGCCAGGAGAUCAAGGACUUCCUGCUCGAGUCGAUGGGCAUCUCCCAUACCACCGACACCAAGGUCGGCAACGAGUACGUGCGCGGUGUGUCGGGUGGUGAGCGCAAGCGUGUCUCCAUCAUCGAGUGCCUGGCCACGCGGGGUUCCCUCUUCUGUUGGGACAACAGCACCCGGGGUCUGGACGCCAGUACGGCCCUGGAAUGGACCAAGGCCAUGCGUGCCAUGACCGACGUCUUGGGCCUGUCCACCGUUGCCACCCUGUACCAGGCGGGCAAUGGAAUUUACGAACAGUUUGACAAGGUGUUAGUCCUGGACGAGGGCAAGGAGAUCUACUACGGCCCUAUAGCCGAGGCACGGCCCUUCAUGGAAGAACUGGGCUUCGUGUGUGGCGAUGGCUCCAACGUGGGGGAUUACCUGACGGGCGUCACGGUGCCGACGGAGCGCAAGAUCCGCCCCGGCUACGAGGGCCGUUUCCCCCGCAAUGGCGCCGAGGUGUUGGCGGCCUAUGAGAAGUCCGCCAUUCGGGAUCGGAUGGCGACAGAAUACGACUAUCCCGACUCGGAAUUGGCCAAGACGCGAACCGAGGACUUCAAACUGUCCGUGGCGGGGGAGAAAUCGAAGCGCCUUCCCAAUCAGAGCCUCUUCACCGUGGAUUUUCUCGACCAGGUCAAGGCCUGCGUGGCCCGACAGUAUCAGAUCCUGUGGGGCGACAAGGCGACCUUCUUCAUCAAACAGCUGUCGACGCUCAUUCAAGCCCUGAUCGCGGGUUCCCUCUUCUACAUGGCCCCGGAACACUCCGGCGGCCUCUUCGUCAAAUCCGGUGCCUUGUUCUUCUCGCUGCUCUACAACAGUCUGUUGGCCAUGUCUGAAGUGACUGAAUCCUUCAGCGGCCGCCCGGUCCUGAUCAAGCAUAAAAGUUUCGCGUUUUUCCACCCCGCCGCAUUUUGCAUCGCGCAGAUCGCGGCCGACAUCCCCGUGCUUCUGUUUCAAAUUAGCGUCUUUUCUGUCGUCGUCUACUUCAUGUCGGGUCUGACAUUGUCGGCGAGCGGUUUCUUCACGUACUGGUUUUUGGUAUUCACCGCCACUAUGGCUAUGACCGCGCUAUUCCGUGCUGUCGGCGCGCUAUUUAGCACCUUUGACGGUGCGUCGAAGGUGUCCGGUUUCCUCAUCUCCGCCCUGAUUAUGUAUACCGGAUACAUGAUCCAGAAACCGCAGAUGCAUCCCUGGUUUGGUUGGAUCUUUUGGAUCAACCCGAUGGCCUACGGUUUCGACGCCCUGUUGUCCAACGAGUUUCACGGGAAGACGAUCCCCUGUGCUGGUCCGAACCUGAUUCCGAGCGGCCCUGGUUACACGGAUCCUGCCCACCAAGCCUGUGCGGGUGUGGGAGGUGCCCUUCCGGGCCAGAAUUACGUGACUGGCGAACAAUAUCUAUCGUCUCUCUCCUACAGCCACACCCACGUGUGGCGCAACCUCGGUAUCCUGUGGGCCUGGUGGGCUCUCUUUGCCGGCGUUACCAUCGUCGCCACGUCGCGCUGGAAGGCCGCAUCGGAGAACGGUAGUCUGCUGUUGAUUCCCCGUGAGCGUCUUGACAAGCACCGUCAGGUGGCCCACCUGGACGAGGAGUCUCAGGACGAGAAGGGUGCCAAAACCCCGCAGGACUCCAGCUCCCAGACGGAGGACGACAUCGACAAGCAGUUGGUUCGUAACACUUCGGUGUUCACCUGGAAAAACUUGACCUAUACCGUGAAGACCCCCACUGGCGACCGUGUUCUUCUCAACGAUGUGUACGGCUGGGUGAAGCCCGGUAUGCUGGGUGCCCUCAUGGGCUCCUCAGGCGCGGGCAAGACAACCCUGUUGGAUGUCCUGGCCCAGCGCAAAACGACAGGCACCAUCAACGGUUCGAUUUUGGUCGACGGCCGCCCGCUGCCCGUCUCGUUCCAGCGUUCCGCCGGUUACUGCGAGCAGCUUGAUGUCCACGAACCGUUCGCGACCGUCCGUGAGGCCCUCGAGUUCUCUGCCCUCCUCCGCCAGUCCCGCGACACCCCCCGCGAGGAGAAGUUGAAAUACGUGGACACCAUCAUUGACCUGCUGGAGUUGCACGACAUUGCCGAUACGCUCAUCGGACGUGUCGGGUCCGGCCUCAGUGUCGAACAGCGCAAGCGUGUGACCAUCGGCGUCGAGCUGGUAUCCAAGCCGAGCAUCCUGAUUUUCCUGGACGAACCCACCUCCGGUCUUGACGGCCAGUCCGCCUACAACACGGUCCGCUUCCUGCGCAAACUGGCUGACGUCGGCCAAGCGGUCCUCGUCACCAUCCACCAGCCCUCCGCGCAACUGUUCGCCGAAUUCGACACCCUUCUUCUGCUCGCCAAGGGCGGCAAGACCGUCUAUUUCGGCGACAUCGGUAACAACGGCCAGACCGUCAAGGACUACUUUUCCCGCUACGGCGCUCCCUGCCCGGCCAACGCUAACCCCGCCGAACACAUGAUUGACGUCGUCUCCGGCGUCCUCUCCCAGGGCCGCGAUUGGAACCAAGUCUGGCUCGAGUCCCCCGAGAAUGCCCGCGCCUCCAAGGAACUGGACGAGAUCGUCUCGGACGCCGCGUCUAAGCCCCCCGGCACUCUCGACGACGGCCACGAGUUCGCCCUGCCCCUGUGGCAACAGACCAAGAUCGUCUCCCAGCGCAUGUCUCUCGCCAUCUUCCGCAACAACGACUACACUAACAACAAGAUGGCGCUGCAUAUCGGCUCCGCCCUCUUCAACGGCUUCUCGUUCUGGAUGAUUGGAGACUCGGUCGGAUCAAUGCAGCUGCGACUUUUCACGGUGUUCAACUUCAUCUUCGUAGCGCCCGGUGUCAUCAACCAGCUGCAACCCCUCUUCCUGGAACGACGAGACAUCUACGAUGCGCGCGAAAAGAAAUCCAAGAUGUACUCGUGGGUGGCAUUCGUGACCGCCUUGAUCGUCUCCGAGAUCCCGUACCUGUGUCUCUGUGCCGUGCUGUACUUCGCCUGCUGGUACUACACCGUCGGGUUCCCGACCGACUCCGACGCCGCCGGCGCCGUCUUCUUCGUCAUGCUGAUGUACGAAUUCGUCUACACGGGCAUCGGGCAAUUCGUCUCCGCCUACGCCCCCAACGCCAUCUUCGCCUCGCUCAUCAACCCCCUCAUCAUCGGAACCCUCGCCUCCUUCUGCGGUGUGCUCGUGCCCUACGAGCAGAUUCAGGCCUUCUGGCGCUACUGGAUCUACUGGAUGAACCCGUUCAACUACCUCAUGGGCUCGAUUCUAACCUUCACCAUCUACAACGUCGACGUCCACUGCGAUGAGUCCGAAUUCGCCCUGUUCAAUCCCCCCAACGGCACAACCUGCGGCGAGUACCUUUCUGACUUCAUGCACGGCAUGGGCGCCAACAUGAACCUCGUUGAUCCUUCGGCUACGUCCGACUGCCGCGUCUGCCAGUACUCAAGCGGCAGCGACUACCUGGCGACUAUCAACCUGAAGGACUACUACUACGGGUGGCGCGACGCGGCCGUGGUAGCCAUCUUCGCUAUCUCGUCGUAUGCGCUUGUGUACGUGUUGAUGAAGCUGCGGACCAAGGCGUCGAAGAAGGCAGAGUAAUCAAUCGAUUACUCAACAUACCUCACCAUAUCCUCUUUCAUUUCUUUUUUCCCCCUUUCUCCUUUAUUCCUCAUCCAGUCCACCCCUAUGGACAUGGAGACUAUUCAAAAUCCUAAUAUCGCAUUAUCAUGUUCUAUUCCCGCUCACACCUAUUUUUACCCACCCACCCGACCAGCACAGCUAGCGUCGCCAGACGACGACUAUUCACUCACCCACUCAAUCGCAUUGUGGAGUUUGUUUUCUUCUUGUUUCAUGGCCUGGCUUACCAUGUUAGAUAGAUAUUGAUGAUAAUAGACGGUUGUUGAUUUUGGUGAUAUUGGCGAGGAGUGGGUACAUAAUUUUGUUGAAAUACUAUGCCUUUUUAAC